AUGUACCCCACUUUCGACUUCAAUACGACCGCCGAAGAGGUUGCGACGGCCUUUGCAGAACAGAUCAAGGGCAAAAAUGUCCUUAUCACCGGGACAUCACUCAACAGCCUUGGAUUCGAGACUGCGCGCGUUGUGGCGAAAUACGCAAAUCUGGUCAUCAUAACGGGAUACAACACGGAGCGCCUCAAGCUAGCACGAGCUGAACUACAGAAAGAAGGCCCUCACGCCGAAAUCCGACCGCUCGUCAUAGACCUCGCCUCGCUCAAAGACGUGCGCAGGGCGGCUGCCGAGGUCAAUGCAUACGCAGAACCCAUCCACGUCCUGGUCAACAAUGCGGCUGCCGCAGUCGGAGAUUUCAAGCUCAGCCCGGAGGGCUACGAGAACCAACUCGCGACCGACCAUCUGGGCCCGUUCCUCUUCACUGCUCUCAUUGCUCCCAAGCUCCUGGCCGCCCGGACCGAGACCUUUACUCCACGGGUCAUCUUCGUGUCCAGCCUGGCGCAUCUUUUCGGGGGUGUGAGCCUCGAGACCUGGGGUAAACCCGACCCGGCGUCAUACGAUUCGAUGGCCGCCUACGCCCAAGCGAAGACCGCCAACAUCCUCACUGCUGCCGAGCUCUCGCGGCGGGCCAAAGGGGCACUCAAGAGCUACAGUCUGCAUCCUGGAAUCAUCUUCACGAACAUCAACCAGAAGGAGGAAAGCGCGGAGAAACAGAAGGAAUUGGGUAUCCUCCUCCCCGAUGGCUCGCCCAACCUCGAGAAAUACCAAUGGAAGUCGAUCCCCGAGGGCUCCGCGACGACAGUGGCGGCUGCGUUUGACCCGCGACUGGAAGAUUCGCCAGGGGCGUUCCUGGAUGAUUCGAAAGUGGCGAACGAUAAGCGCUCGCCCCAGGCUGCUGAUUCUGCUCUUGCUGCGAGACUGUGGGAGAUCACGGAGGAGCUCGUUGGCACACCACCGUUCACAUCCUUCGGUAUCUUCUGCUUGGUUGGGUCUACUGGACGACUUUCAGCAGCACAAGCCGAAGCCGAAGACCGAGAACCAGAGCACGAGGCACCCCAGCUGGGGUCGAUCUUCCGAGAAGCAUGCGAAUGUGAUUGGUGCAAGACUGAGCUCGUCCUUGCGAUUGCACCUGCAGAGAUUCCACUACGGCUCUAACGAGCAAUCGCUCAGAUCACUCAGAUUCACUCCCUCGUUUAAUCAGACAAUCGUCAUCCUGGACACGUCACGCAUGCGAACCUGGCGUGGAGGCAGUAAUCGAUAUGCGUAAUCUGGGGUAGAGGGGCAAAACGGCGUUAUAAAUGGCGGUUGAGAAGUCCAGUUCUUCAACAAUGUAUCCCACCUUCGACUUCCACACGACGGCCGAGGACGUUGCGACAGCAUUCGCAGAGCAAAUCCAGGGCAAAAAUAUCCUCAUCACUGGAACGUCUCUCAAUGGCCUCGGCUUCGAGACCGCGCGCGCCGUGGCAAAGUAUGCAAAUCUGGUGAUCUUCACAGGAUAUAACAAGGAGCGACUCGGGCUGGCGCACGCCGAACUACGGAAAGAAGGCUCUCACGCCGAAAUCAGGCCUCUGGUCAUAGACCUCGCCUCGCUCAAAGACGUGCGCAGGGCGGCUGCCGAGGUCAAUGCUUACGCGGAACCCAUCCAUGUCCUGGUCAACAACGCAGCCGCUGCAGUCGGGGCUUUCAAGCUCAGCCCGGAGGGCUACGAGAACCAGCUCGCAACCGACCAUCUAGGCCCGUUCCUCUUCACCGCCCUCAUUGCUCCAAAGCUUCUGGCCGCACGGACCGAGACGUUCACACCCCGAGUGGUUUUCGUGUCCAGUUUGGGGCACGAGUAUGGACCAGUCAAUUUCGAGACUUUGGGUAAACCCGAUCCUGCGCUGUACGAUUCGAUGGGUGCCUACAGGCAAGCGAAGACUGCCAACAUCCUCACUGCUGCCGAGCUCUCGCGGCGGGCCAAAGGGGCACUCAAGAGCUACAGCCUGCAUCCGGGAAUCAUCUUCACGAACAUUACCCAAAAGGAGGAAAGCGCGGAGAAACAGAAGCAGGCAGGCAUCCUCUUGCCUGAUGGCUCGCCCAACCUCGAGAAGUACCAUUGGAAGUCGAUCCCGGAAGGCUCCGCGACGACGGUGGCGGCUGCGUUUGACCCGCGACUGGAAGAUUCACCAGGGGCAUAUCUAGACGAUUCGAAAGUGGCGAACGACAAGCUCGCGCCGCAUGCUGCUGAUCCUGCCAUCGCGGCCAGGCUGUGGGAUGUCACGGAGGAGCUCGUCGGCUUCAAGUUUACCUUCUGAAACUCAUCGAAACUCUGUCUUGGGAUGUGUAAAUAGCAGUGGUCCAGGUUUCACCUUGUAAGUUGCAGCAAAUGUAUUAGCGCACAUGGGUAGGCACUGGAUGACGAUCCUUACCUAUACUGCUUCUUGUGCACAUAGUCGGAUUUCUGGAAGGCCACAGCUCACUGUUAUAAGUAUGUGGAUUGUACUGGAACAGUGAUGGAAAGUGAGGCCUCGAGGAAUCAGCCAGGACUCAGCAGUCAUGAUUAUUCGCAUGAUGCGAUCAAUGACACUUCGCAUUUGCGUAGUCGACUCCUGUUUCCUCUUUCCAGUCAUAUUCGGCGCCCCCCGUCCACUAUAACAGAGCAUAUAACAACUAGGGAAGAGGAUGUCUUUAUGUGGGCAUCCGCCUCGCCCUGCGGACUCUUGGGAGAAUCAAUAAAACCGCCUUGACGUCGAAUGUGGCAGUAGCGUCGCUCCUUGUCUUUUUGUGUUUUGUGGCUGCCACUGAAUCGGCGCGGCAUCCUCGGUCGCCUUCGGCCUCGUUGAGUCUACUCGAUGACUCACAGCAGCAUGAUCCGACCCUCGAGAACUGGAGCACAAGGGCAUAUCAGCUGGGCCGGUCUUCGAAGAAGCCUGUGGACUCGGAAUGAAUAUAUGCGUCAUUUUCGGCUCUCAGCCUUCCUCGCGUUUGGACUAGCGGAGAGCUUCUCGACCGCUCCCCAGGCUUUCAAGAAGCGGCCAUUCAGGUCCACUCACGCGUUCGUUCCAAAAAUCGUCAUCCUGGACACGUCACGAAUGCGGGAACCGGGGGAAUCCUCUUUAUCUUGGAUCCCGGUGUGGAGGCAGUGAUUGAUAUGGGUAAUCCGGGGGUUGAGGGGCGAGGACGGUGUUAUAAAUGGCGGUGCGAGAGGCCAGUCCUCCAACGAUGUAUCCCACCUUCGACUUCCACACGACCGCCGAGGACGUUGCGACGGCAUUCGCAGAACGGAUCUCAGGCAAAAACGUUAUCAUCACCGGGACGUCGCCCAAUGGCAUAGGGUUCGAGACUGCGCGCGCCGUGGCAAAAUAUGUCAAUCUGGUGAUCGUCACAGGAUACAACAAAGAGCGACUCCAGUUGACACAGGCUGCACUCCGUGAAGGAAGCCCUCGCGCUGCAAUUCGAACACUCGUUCUAGACCUCUCCUCGCUCAAGGACGUUCGCAGGGCGGCUGCCGAGGUCAAUGCUUACGCCGAGCCCAUCCACAUCUUGGUCAACAACGCCGCUGCGACGCUCGCAGCUUUCAAACUCAGCCCGGAGGGCUUUGAGAACCAGCUCGCGACCGACCAUCUGGGUCCGUUCCUCUUCACCGCCCUCAUUGCCCCGAAGAUCCUCGCUGCGCGGACGGAAACGUUUACCCCCGGGUUAUCUUUGUGUCCAGUAUGGGGCAUGUGUCCGGACCGGUGAAUCUCGAGACGUUGCGCAAACCCGAUCCUGCGCUGUAUGAUCCAUUCGGUACUUAUGGCCAAGCGAAGACGGCCAACAUCCUCACUGCUGCCGAACUCUCCCGUCGAUCGAACGGGACGAUCAAGAGCUACAGUCUGCAUCCGGGAGUCAUCUUCACGAACCUUGCCCGCAGAGAAGAAAGCGCGGAGAUAUCGAAGGAGGCGGGCAUCCUCCUCCCUGAUGGCACGCCCAACCUCGAGAAGUACCAAUGGAAGUCGAUCGCCGAGGGUGCGGCGACGACGGUUGCGGCUGCGUUUGACCCGCGACUGGAAGAUGUCCCGGGGGCGUUUCUAGAUGAUUCGAAAGUGGCGAAUGACAAGCUCGCUCCGCAUGCUGCUGAUUCUGCUGCCGCGGCGAGACUGUGGGAUGUCACGGAGGAGCUCGUCGGUUUCAAGUUCGCUUUCUGAAACUCAUCGAAUAGCUACCCUGGCAUGUUUUAUAGCACUGGUCUUGAAUUUACCUUGCAUCCGACCUGCAAUCUGGCAGCACCGUGCCCAUGUCGGUCUGCUGUCCGGGCACAUCGCUUUUCCAUCUUUCAGUGUGCGCGUGCGGUGGACGACGCCCGAUCAGC
Molecule: messenger RNA, 4330 nt
Organism: Mycena citricolor
Lineage: Eukaryota; Fungi; Basidiomycota; Agaricomycetes; Agaricales; Mycenaceae
Source: the annotation of a GenBank genome assembly